Molecule: messenger RNA, 1968 nt
Organism: Trichomonas vaginalis G3
Lineage: Eukaryota; Parabasalia; Trichomonadida; Trichomonadidae
Product: tweety family
Exons: 1
Coding region: 1-1968 (655 amino acids)
Cellular component (GO): plasma membrane
Molecular function (GO): intracellularly calcium-gated chloride channel activity; volume-sensitive chloride channel activity
Source: RefSeq, a predicted model, not a curated record
AUGAUCUUUGUUUUCUUCCUUAUUUGGAAACUCAAAGCAGAGGAUUUACCAAAAGAUUGCAAAUCAGAUAGUGCAUCAGGACUAGGAAAAUUUGUUUAUAAAGCUUACCAAGGCAUUGCUCCAUCAGCUAACAAAGUUUUCAAAUUGAACCAAAUGAUUACUAGGAAAGAACCAAUUUACGAAUUUGAUCCAGACAAACAUAUGGAAUACCUAGCAUCUUUAACUGGAUUCAUAGCCGUUAUUUUAAUAAUUUUGGUAAUUGUUAUUCUUUUCUUUCUUAUCUCUCAAUGCGGUGCUUGCUGCUGCUUCAAACCAACUAAAGGUAAGAAAUUUACUUGGUCAGGAGCUAUUGUUCAUUUAGUAUUUAUUGCAGUGAUGGUUGUUUCCCUUGUUUUGUUCUAUUUUGCAAGUGGAAGCAUUGUAAGUGGUGUUAACAAUGCUGCAGUUUUAAACAAAAAUAUUCAUAGUUUUGUCGAGGGAGCAUUUGAUGCGGUUCUUUCCACUGUUGGAGCUGCUAUUAAUCUCAUUAAUGAUCUUGUAAAAAAAGCAGAAGAAACAUUCAGGAAAUUCAUACAUACUGUUAAUUCAACUUUGAACGAUGUCCAAUCAAAUGUAACUCAAGCCGUAACUAAGUCUGAGGAAGCAAAGAACUAUUCCGAAGGUGAAUUAAAGACAGCUGCUGACGAAGUUAACAAUGAGUUCAAAUCAUGUUGUAACGGUUGUGAUAAAAAAUUAAUUAAUAAUGAUAGCAUUGUUUCAAAAUUGUCAGAUAUUUAUUCAAAAAUGAAGGAAUUCCAAAACAACAUCCAAAAAAUUAAUGAAACUCAAGAGAAAAUACAGAAAUCCAUUGAUGAAAUUAAUAACAGUGUUAAAGGUAAGAUCGAGGAUUUCAGUGGUAAAAUUAAUGAAUCAAUAAACAAGGUUGAUUAUAAACAAAUUUACAAAUACACUGACGAAGGAGACGCUUAUAUUCAAAAAGCCAAGAAAUUAAUUGGUCCCGUAGUGAUCAUAGCUGUUGUAAUAAUAUCCAUUAUCAUUGCUGUUUAUGCUAUUAUUUUCUUCUUCAAUAAGGGAUGCUGCAGAUGUCUUGCAUGCAGUUUUCCAGCAUUUGGUUUUCUAUUUGCACUUUUGUUGGGAUUGCCAUGCCUUGUUUUUGCAAUUCUUGUUCCGACAUUCUAUUCUGCAUGUCCAAAGGCUGAAACAUUAAUUACAAAAUAUGCAUCAAGUGUAAUUCCUAGUGAUACAGACAUAAAUUCAGUUCUUUAUUGCAAUGGAACAGAUAAAUCACUUUACAGAUUGUUGAAAUUUGGAGAAAAGUUUAAGAUCAAUGAAAAACUCGAUGAAUUCAAAAAGAAAUUGGAAGGAACAUUAACUGCUGUCAAUGCAACUGAAACAUUAAAGGCAUUGAAUGAUGUCGUUAACAUUAAUCAGAGUUCAUUAAACCUCGAAGGCCUCACAGAAGCAAUUGGAAAGAAAGAUGAAUUAAAGAAGAUGACUGAGAAAUGUUCAAACAAAACAACGGAAAUAAAUGGAAAGAUUGAUGAAUAUUUCAAUAAACUAAACAGUAGUUUGAAGCACAAGUUGGAUGAAAUGACCAAGUAUGUAUUGAAUUCCAUUAAUAGGUCAAGUCAAAUUAGUCCUCAAAUGGCGAAUGCAACAAACACAACUCAAAAUCUUUUGAAUGAGUUCUUUGUUGAAUUUAAUGUUGUAGUUGUUGAUGGAUUAUCUGAAAAAUUACAAUGUGAUAAAGUCUGCUCUAUAUACGUUCCAGUUAGAAAUGCCCUCUGCGUUAAUUUAGUUAAUGGUGGCUCAUUCUGGCUCAUAUCAUGUCUUAUUAUGGUUAUAGGAUGCAUUGCAGUCAUGUUUACAGUAUGCUGCCGCAGGAAGACAAUGAGAAACCUUGAUGCAUCCAGUGAUUCAAGUUCAUUCUUUGUUUAUUCUGAAGAUUCUUAUAAAUAUUCCGAUUAA